AUGGAAAACUGUAACGAGAAGAAGUCCAGAAUAAAAUGGAGCAUGAAAUUGUCAAAGCUUCUUCAGUGGAUUUUGAUGAGAAUGGAUACUGAACCCUUGAGGGAUACCAACAGAUUGGAGUAUUUAAUUCCCAAAAAGACGUCCCUAAGGCACCGGUUGCCAAUGGGGGACCAAGGCUUCAUCGACUUUGUUGCUCAUCUACUUGAAAUUAACCCGAAGAAGCGUCCUUCAGCAUCAGAGGCUUUGAAACACCCGUGGCUAUCCUACCCUUAUGAGCCUAUAUCGUCUUGA
Messenger RNA from Ilex paraguariensis (yerba mate), 291 nucleotides. NCBI's taxonomy places the organism in Eukaryota, Viridiplantae, Streptophyta, Magnoliopsida, Aquifoliales, Aquifoliaceae. The record is from the annotation of a GenBank genome assembly.